CCUAUGCUUUUACAUACAGUACAGUGAAGUAGAGUAGCGAAGCGAUUGUUUUCUUUUGUUUUUAAAUUCUUUUGUGAAAUACUUUAAGCCAUUAUUCUCCGGAAUAAAAGAAUGAGUGGAAAAGGUGCAAGAAAGAUUUGCCAGGUGAAUGGCUGCAGUAAUAGCCAAUUUAAGCUUCAACAAUGGAAAAACGAGUUGUGUCCCAACCAGGGAUUUUUUCGCAAGGAUUGCUCCUGUUGUAUUCAGUCAGCCCUACCAGCUCCAUCGGUUUCCACAAGCCCAUCGUCAAGAAUGGGUGAAAAAUUUAAACACAAAAUUAACUCUCAACGAUCUUAAAGAUUAUCACAGAGUUUGUUCUGUUCACUUUGUUGAUGGAAAGCCGUCAAAAGGACAUCCAUAUCCGACGCUGCACAUUGGAUAUUCUCUACAUAGUAAUUGGAAACUAAGUCCAGGAAGGCGUGCUCCCCGGCAGCGAACUCGUGUCCAAACAAAAAUGGACACAAACGUAGAUGUUCACAAUAAGGUACCACCGGAUGAAAGGAUGGAUGUAGAAAUAGUACAGCCAAUGGACGUCGAUGUGGAGCCAAAAUACAAAGACGUGUCAACACAUACCACCAAACUUGCCCAACUUUUCCUUGGUUAA
This is a messenger RNA of Anneissia japonica, 643 nucleotides long. RefSeq lists its product as uncharacterized. The coding region runs from base 149 to 643 and encodes 164 amino acids. The record is from RefSeq and is a predicted model, not a curated record. Lineage: Eukaryota; Metazoa; Echinodermata; Crinoidea; Comatulida; Comatulidae. The transcript has 4 exons.